Paramacrobiotus metropolitanus is the source of this 1396-nucleotide messenger RNA. RefSeq lists its product as uncharacterized. The transcript has 4 exons. Lineage: Eukaryota; Metazoa; Tardigrada; Eutardigrada; Parachela; Macrobiotidae. Bases 89 to 970 code for a protein of 293 amino acids. The record is from RefSeq and is a predicted model, not a curated record.
CGACAACGUUUGCUUUCGCUCACUCCCAAACAAGUUUUCACAUCGCUUUACUGCAUUCUGUAGCCCAAUGAUUUGAUGAAAUAAAACGAUGCAAAAACUGAAGUGUUCGGAAAUACGCGAAAAUGAAAGUUCCUCUUAUAUUUACCCAUCCAAGGGUUAUCCAAGGGUUAUUAAAAUUAAAAUGGCUUUGUUGACUACAAAACCUACACUGUGCCCGCUGCUUUGCUUGUUCCUGAUAUUCCAGAAUAAUAUCAGCCCAUGUCCGGUACAGCAAGGAUUUAGUGGUGAAUUCAUUAUACAACAGUUGAACGAAGGUAUCCAAAACGGGCGAAACGGCAUAAUCCCGCUAAAAUUACAGGAACCCUCCCAGACCAUGAAAACAUUAACGAAAUCACUGUCAAGCGAAAACAUAAUAAGAGCGGCAGAAGGAGAAACAGUGCAGCUUCGCUGUAACGGCAGCAACACAUCGACUCCCUGGAACGGUGAAGAUUCUCCGUCGCAGUUAUGGUUGAACGGCAGACCAAUCAAUUUUACUUUCGCUGAUAUAGUUCGACCAUUCGGAAGCAAACUCGCUCGAUGCAGCUGUCAUGGCAAUGUCAGUGAUUCUACCAUUCUCGUUUCUAGUGAAGUUGUAUUAAGCGAUAUGAAUCCGCUUACGAGAUCCUUGACAGUUGACCUGAUUGAGCUCACUCAUAUGCAUGCCGGAAAGUAUGAAUGUGUCCAGCAUAAUGGCAGCCAGUUUGUGGUCACCCAGACGUUUUUAGUCAGUCCGCAACUAAUUCCUUCGCAGGUUUUUAAGCCGCCAAUGCGCAACGUCACCGCGAAAGUUGGUGACGUUGUGCAGCUAGCCUGUGUCGUCCAGUUCCGAGCACUUGUGGGACGCUUAGGAAAACGCUUUAUUUGGAGAAGCGAAGACCACGUCAUAUAUGCCCCAGGAAUCACUCAGGCCCGGUUUAUCCCUGAAGGUUAAAUCAAAGGUGUCUGUGUGGACAGAAACUGAUGGGAUUUGCGACUGUAAUUCGACUUUGACCAUCUAUGACGUCAGAACAUAUCAUUCCGGCAGUUAUCAGUGUGUUGGUUCAAGAUCGAUGACAUUUUGCAAGAGUGGAUCAUGCAAGAGGCGUAUCUCACCGUGAUUCGUUAAAGUGAUGCUGCGUUUACAGCACAGUGAUAAUGCCAGCAGCACACGGUACAUGAUAUUAAGUUUUCAUAAAUUUUGCGUUGAAGUGAAAUUGUUGAAGAAAAUAAUUCUGUGUCACUGUGCAACCUGCUAUGUGCUGUUUCAUGACGGAAAUGUGUUCUUAGAAUAUUUUGGUUUCGCAAUGCUGUGAUGAAGUUUAUGCAUGGAGCACUCUAGUUUCAUGUUGCUCUGCUGGGUUUUAAAAUUGUUAUCAAG